Molecule: messenger RNA, 708 nt
Organism: Trichoderma atroviride IMI 206040
Lineage: Eukaryota; Fungi; Ascomycota; Sordariomycetes; Hypocreales; Hypocreaceae
Source: RefSeq, a predicted model, not a curated record
AUGUCCGACUCCCCUCAAUCUCCUCCAAAGGAUGUCGACCAAGGUGCACAGUCACCCGACGAAGAGCAAAUGAAUGAUAACCAGGAUCCCCACGCCGGAGCUGGCUAUGAGUUUGAAGGUGUCAAGGAGCAAGAUCGGUGGUUACCUAUAGCCAAUGGUAUGUCUUUAUUCUUUCCCAUGUCUCACUCUUCUUUCUCCAAUGUGUCGGAGGCGUCGCGGGCGUCCAAGACGGACAAAUCUGAUGAAGUGGACGCUAACAUUCGAAAUUUUGCGCCAGUUGCUCGAAUUAUGAAGAAUGCCCUUCCCGAUAAUGCCAAAAUUGCAAAGGAAGCAAAGGAGUGCAUGCAGGAGUGUGUGAGCGAGUUCAUCUCCUUCAUUACUAGUGAGGCUUCCGAAAAAUGCCAGCAGGAAAAGCGCAAAACCGUCAAUGGCGAGGAUAUUCUAUUCGCCAUGACUUCCUUGGGCUUCGAGAACUAUGCUGAAGCUCUUAAAGUGUAUCUGUCCAAGUACCGUGAACAACAAAACCAAUCGAACCGAGAGCGCGUCAUGGAGAAUAACAACAACAACUGGGGAGGCGCCAUGAUCCCUGGCGAAAAGGCUGAACCUGGCCCAUCCGGUGCCGAGUAUGCUGCUCCUGAAGCAGCGAAUCCUGCUGAAGGCGCUACCGAUCCGAACUACAUGUAUGCUUCCCACGCCGGCCAUAAUGGA